UGAGGCAAGGCCCUGCUGCACUUUCACUCAUUCUCAGCUGUAUAACUGACUGGCCACAUCUGCAGAGAUGAUGCAAGGUAUGAUCAUAAAGAACAUGUCCUUCAAGGUCGGGCAGACCCUGACCGUUGUUGGAGAAGCCAAGUCUGAGGCUUCAAAUUUUGCAGUGAAUAUUGGCCCAGAUGAGCAGGACAUCACUUUCCAUAUCAACCCCCGCUUUAAUGCCCACGGGGAUGAGAAUGUGGUGGUCUGCAACUCUUAUCAGGGAGGCAACUGGUGUGAGGAGCACCGUGAGGGAGGCUUUCCUUUCCAACAGGGAGAGGAGUUCAAGAUCAUCAUUGAAUUCACCCCUACAGAGUUCCAUGUGACUUUAUCAGAUGGCUCUUCAAUCCACUUCCCCAAUCGCAUGGGUGCGGAGAAGUACUCGGUCAUCAGCUUUGAUGGGGAUGCUCGCAUCAGAAGCGUUGAAAUCAAGUAAACCUCCAACCUCCCAGGAAUUGUUGGAUUGAAAUUCUUUUUUCUUUUUCUUUCCCAUUUGUCAAGCAUUGGAUCGCAUACAGCCCCAGCUUUUAGGUUCCUGAAAACAUGUGAUAUCAGUAGUGCCUUACAUGCUUAUCACACAAUGCAUUAUGCAAGAAUUGUGAAAUGUCAACGUGUACAGAUGCAGUCAACCAUAGACAAAAAUAUAAAUAAGAAAAAUGGUCAGAUUUACACACAGAAAAGAAUACAGUAAAUAUUGUAACAUGUCCAUCUUGCGCACUUGACAGAGCUGCUGGCUGAAAAGCAAACCAAACAUAAAGUUGUCCCAUACACGUGUAAUCUGACAAUUAUUUGCUUUGCAGUUUGCAGAGUUUAGUUUUGGUGGCACAUACAAUGUGAUCAGUUGUUCUUUAAGGUGCCGUGAAGUGCUGCAUGCUCCCAGACAUUCCAGAUUUAUAACUGAGAUAAUGCUUGCCUUUACAACAUGUAUUAAAGCAUUUUCUUUUAUGAUAAA
Molecule: messenger RNA, 991 nt
Organism: Micropterus dolomieu (smallmouth bass)
Lineage: Eukaryota; Metazoa; Chordata; Actinopteri; Centrarchiformes; Centrarchidae
Gene: lgals2a
Product: lectin, galactoside-binding, soluble, 2a
Exons: 4
Coding region: 68-475 (135 amino acids)
Molecular function (GO): galactoside binding; carbohydrate binding; laminin binding
Source: RefSeq, a predicted model, not a curated record